Ostrea edulis (European flat oyster) is the source of this 3494-nucleotide messenger RNA. Its product is annotated as nicotinamide/nicotinic acid mononucleotide adenylyltransferase 1-like. Gene Ontology annotation, biological process: NAD+ biosynthetic process. Bases 255 to 1400 code for a protein of 381 amino acids. The record is from RefSeq and is a predicted model, not a curated record. Gene Ontology annotation, molecular function: nicotinamide-nucleotide adenylyltransferase activity; nicotinate-nucleotide adenylyltransferase activity. NCBI's taxonomy places the organism in Eukaryota, Metazoa, Mollusca, Bivalvia, Ostreida, Ostreidae. The transcript is spliced from 10 exons.
CCACGUUUACUUGUAUAGCGUUGAGUUAUCACUCGUUAGAUCGACAGUCUGUGCUACGCGCGUGCACGUGCUUAAAAUUAUUGGUCAAAGUGUGCAACUUGUGUUCUAAAACGUUAAAUAUUUUAAUUGAGGAAAACAACUUUGGGAAUUAAGAUUGAUAUUUUAUUUUUCUGCAACAACUACAAACAUUUUUCAGAACGUGUGGAUUAUUUAUUUUAUCCGAAUUAUUUACGGUUUCCGAUUUAGAAAUUAUUAUGACCGAUGCAAUUCCGUCGACGGGCCCCGUUUCCUCUGCCACAGCAACAACACUAACAUCGGACUCGUCGGAAAAUAUGAAUAGUCCAUCAAAAUGCGUGCUGAUUGCUUGUGGAUCUUACAAUCCGGUUACAAACAUGCAUCUCCGAAUGUUCGAGAUAGCUAGAGACGCAUUACACAGAACACACAGGUUUACAGUAAUCAAAGGGGUCAUUUCUCCAGUCAGUGACGCUUACAAUAAAAAGGAUUUGUUGCCCGCCAGUCAUCGGUGUGAAAUGCUGAGACAAGCUCUUAAGACCAGCAACUGGAUCAACAUGGACACAUGGGAAUGUGAACAAACAAAAUGGACAGAAACUGCCAAAGUUUUGAGAUACCAUCAAGCGAAAAUUGAUAGGGAAUACAACAGCAAAGCAAAGCCCACCCCCACAAAGAAGAGAAGAAAGGACCUACGGAAUGUUCACAUCAACAGCAAUGACAGUGAAUAUGAUGACAGGACCAUUGACGAUCACAAUGCAAUAAAUGCAGCCUUGAAGAAGGACACGGUUAAUGUCAGGUUACUGUGUGGGGCUGAUCUUCUGGAAUCAUUUGGAACUCCGGGACUAUGGGCUGACAAAGAUAUUGAAGAAAUUGUUGGAAAACACGGACUUGUGUGUAUAACGAGAGAAGGAUCAGACCCAAGAAAGUUUAUAUAUGAAUCAGAUGUAUUAACCAAGUAUCAAGAAAAUAUCAUCAUAGUCACAGAGUGGAUAUUUAAUGAUAUUAGUUCAACAAAAAUCAGGCGAGCACUGAGACGGGGAGAGAGUGUUAAAUAUCUGCUACAGGAUGUUGUUAUAGAAUACAUUAAGGAGAAUCACCUAUACGGGGUGGAGGACAAUAAGUAUGUAAAUGAUGUCAUCCCCUCGCCUGUUGUGGAUAAUGCAAUUUCAGAUGCACAUUGGAGUUCUGAAGAUCAAGUGUCCGAGUGCGAGGAGGUGCCAAGGUCACCUAAGAGAAUAAAUGAGGAUCCACUCGAAGGUCCCCCUUCCCCAAAAUCCCCCCGCCAUGUUCCAUGUAUGGGUUCCGAGUUGGGAUCUCUGGUCAGACGUGUCAGAAAUUACAGCUUUCGACAGGGGAUGUUCCAACAUCGUCAGGUGGAAAACCAAUGACUAUGUGCUUUUGUCAAAACCGCAAGACUCCUUAUGCACUGUGGUAGCAUUGCCCACCUUCACUGCGUUACUCACUCCCAGUGUCAAACUGAACAUUUUCAGAGUACUCACUUUCUGCCUUUGUGAAUACAUGUGUAUGCUUUCUGAUUUGACAUGGAUUGAAACCUGCUGGUUUUGACAGGUAUAUAUCAUGAAGUUGAAUCAAAUUAUUAUAAAACACUAUCUCUCUCUCUCUCUCUCCAAAUCUAAACACCAAAAACUAUAUACUUGUAUUUACAUUUAAAAUACAUGUACUGUUAAACUAUGUUUUUACUGUUAUCUUUACAUGGACCCACUGAAUCUAUACAAGUGUAGAGCCGUGGAUAAAAAAGCAUAAACUGCUCUAAACCAUAUCAUAUUUAAAGUCAAGUGGGUCAAAAAUUAACCGUAAUUUCACUCCAUACCAUUCAGUUUUCAAAAUGUUGAUGCAAUUUGUAUCAGCACAGCAAUCUAAAUUUCAUUUGAAUCGGAGCAAUAUUGUGAAAGUGAUAAACUACAGUAAUUGAUUUUUGAUGUUGUUUGUUGCUGUCAUGUGCCACAGCUUUGCAGCAAACCAAAUUAUAUAACAUUUUUUAUGAAUGCCAAUUGGACUCUGUUUGAACAGAAAAUGAAUUAUUAAAACAUAAUUAUUUUAUCUAAAAUUCACUGUAGGUUGUCCAACUGAUGAUAAGUAUAUAUUAUCGAUUAUUCAUGUUCCAUGUAUUUUGUGUACUGGUAUGAAUAAUAAAUGUUUUUAAAACUCCCAAUUGCAACUUAAUGUGGAAAGUUUUUAAUGGUGUCAAUAUGUGUGCAAAGUACAUGUACAUAAUUGUUGAAAAUACGGUUGAAUAUACUUUAGGAGAAAUUCUACUACAGAGAAAUUUGAUAUGGAUGAAAAGAUUAAGGAUAUGUAAAACAAUAUUUUGCAAUUGACAACUAUCAUAUUUACUUUAUUUAGUCAAAAAAAUUUACUUUGUUUAGACAAAAAAUGCAGUUUAAAUAGAAAUAGGGGGGUGGGGGGUGGGAAUUAAAACCCCUGCUGGACUUGAACCCGCAAUCUAUAGAUUAGCAGUCAACAUGCUAACCUACCAUCAGGCUAGGCAAUUAAAUCGAAAUGGAAUAGACAAAUAUUGCAGAUAUAUUUUCAUUCAUAUUUGAAAAGGAAGUUGGCCAUUAAAAGGAUGUAGUAUAUCUCCUUGAAGGGAAUUUUUGGAACACCUACAAUUCUGUAGAACCAAGAUUCCUUGCAUGCAUUUGAGGAAGUCCUUAUAUUUAAAAACGAAUAGGUAUAGACAUUGUAUGUAUACUUUCUUCAGCAACAAUAUAAUAAAAAGAACAUUUAAUAUAUACGUAAUUGAAAAAGAAUUUAUUGUACUUUACCUUUUUAAAGUAAAUUCAUUUUAGACAAAGAAAAGAAAUUAUGCUAAUAUUCAACUUAAGAACAGAGAAAUUAUAAUUGUAAAAUUGCAAUUGGGGAAUGAAUAUCACCUCCUUAAAACCAAGUAUUCCCAUUAACUGAAUGCCUAAUAACAAUUUUAUCUUACUAUUAAAGACAUCUGAGAAAUGCAGUUGUGAAUUUACUAAUUAGUCCCUACAUAAUGAAAAUUUCUUCAUAAUGAAGUUCCAAUAUAAGCAAGUUUUACUGUUCUAUAUAUUGUUUGUAUGUGUAUGUGAAAUAUAAUGUACUUCAUUUCAAUACCUCAGAAUUUAAAGGGUCAUUAAAUAAUGCCAAUUGCUAGUAACAAAUGUCAGGCAAAGAAUUAUCCUAUAGAAAAUUUGUGAUGUAUGACUGCAGUUGACCACAAAUUUUUUAUAGACCGGUGAGCUGCUGUUAUGCAGCAAACAAAGGAUAAAAUUGGUACAAGUUUUCCACCUGUUAUAGUAAGAUGUAUAUUUAAACAUUGUUACAUGUUAUAUAUAUUCUAUGUUGAUAUACAUGUUUUGUUGCUUAGCUAUCAUUACACACUAUGUACUAGUAUAUACAUUUGUGUGUACAACUGUACAAUACAUUUAUUAUUGUUAAGUAAACUUUGAUAUGCCUAUAGUGAAGUGUUGAAAUAAAUCUUUAAAAAUAUA